AUGAGUGCACGAACCGAGAUGAGAGGAGAAGCAGUGGCUAGUGAACUUCGGAUCCAAUAUCCCCAUGCUGAUAUCCAAGUCUGGACUUUGGAGAUGGAGGCAUAUGACUCCGUCAUUGCUUUCGCUGAACGUGCGGUAGUUGAAUUGGAUCGUCUCGACAUGGUUAUUCUAAACGCUGGAACCUUUGAAUCAGAUGCCUCGGUUUCGCCCUAUACAGGAACCGAAAAGAUGUUUCAGGUCAAUUGUCUCUCCACGGCCCUCCUAGCCAGACUUUUCGUCCCCGUGCUCAAGGUAGUUUCUCCAAAAGGGGAAACAUCACGGUUAACAAUCGUCAUUGCUGGGCGUUACAACCCCCAAUGGUACAAAUCUAAGCCGACAGCAUAUGAUGAUAUGUAUCGUGCCGACUUACUGAAAAAGUCAAAUUUCUUCCGCCGCCGUUCCCUGAGGGAGCGAUUUCUCAAAACCAAGAUGUUGCUGCAGCCGUACCUGUCUGCGCUGGCCGCUGUCGUCAACCCCGAGGAAGUAACCACUAAUCUCGUAACCCACGACCUCGUCAGAGACACUCAACUCGCCGACAAGAUGAUGCGCGCGACAUGGUUUCGUGGAUCGGUCAAGGGUGUAUAUGCACUCGUUGGUAGAACUCUGGAGAAAGGCGCAGCAUCCUACAUUGAUGCAGUAGCUGUAAAGGGUAGAGAAUCCCACGGCAGAAUCAUUCUCGACUGCCGCAUGUUGGAUCGCUGUAAGCCCGUAAUACAGCAAACGUUGAAUCUUCGGUCUAUAGCCGAGCUCGAGUUCCGCUUUCUCUUUACAGGUAAGGAGACUCUAGGAGCCAAAAUCUAUAAUGCUGGUCCGGAUAAAAUACUGCAUAAUCGCCUAAGUAGACGAUCUCAUACGUGA
This is a messenger RNA of Fusarium venenatum, 897 nucleotides long. RefSeq lists its product as uncharacterized. The record is from RefSeq and is a predicted model, not a curated record. NCBI's taxonomy places the organism in Eukaryota, Fungi, Ascomycota, Sordariomycetes, Hypocreales, Nectriaceae.